Malus domestica (apple) is the source of this 1608-nucleotide messenger RNA. Its product is annotated as aldehyde dehydrogenase family 3 member F1. NCBI's taxonomy places the organism in Eukaryota, Viridiplantae, Streptophyta, Magnoliopsida, Rosales, Rosaceae. The record is from RefSeq and is a predicted model, not a curated record. Gene Ontology annotation, biological process: aldehyde metabolic process. Gene Ontology annotation, cellular component: cytoplasm. Gene Ontology annotation, molecular function: aldehyde dehydrogenase (NAD+) activity.
CGUACCACCAUGGAAGCAGUGAGAGAAGUGGAGGAAACUUUGUCUGAGCUCAGGCAAACAUUCAAAGGUGGCAGAACCAGAAGCAUUGCAUGGAGGAAAAAACAACUCAGUUCGCUUCUCAAGCUUGUGAAUGACAAUGAGGAAAACAUUUUCAGAGCACUCGAUCAAGAUCUUGGCAAGCACCCUGUUGAAUCUUAUCGGGACGAAAUUGGAGUUGUGAAAAAAUCAAUCAAUCAUACUUUGAGCAAUCUGGAGAAAUGGGUUGCUCCUAAAAAGGUGGGAUUACCGUUGCCUAUGUUCCCGACGUCUGGGUGGCUGCUGCCCGAACCCCUCGGCGUAGUUCUCGUAUUUGCAUCUUGGAACUUCCCAAUAUCCUUGGCAUUGGACCCUAUGAUCGGAGCAAUAGCUGCAGGGAAUGCAGUUGUUCUAAAACCUUCAGAGCAAGCGCCCGCGAGCUCUUCCUUUCUUGCCAACACCAUCCCUCAAUACAUGGACAGUAAAGCGGUUAAAAUUGUUGAGGGCGGAGCAGAAAUCAGUGAACUCCUCCUGCAGCAGAAGUGGGACAAGAUAUUCUUUACUGGAAGUCAGCAGGUCGGGCGUAUUGUCAUGUCUGCAGCUGCAAAGAAUUUGACACCGGUUGCUCUGGAGCUGGGUGGAAAAUGCCCGAUUAUCCUAGAUUCCAUCUCAAGUCCUUCAGAUUUAAAGGUGGCAAUCCAAAGAAUUGUAGGAGGGAAAUGGGGACCUUGCAAUGGACAGGCAUGUAUCGGAGUUGAUUAUAUGCUCGUUGAGGAAAAGUUUGCUCCCACUGUGAUUGAAUCGCUGAAGAAAACAAUCAAGAGGUUUUAUAGUGAAAGCCCAAAAGAUUCAAAAUGCUUAGCCAGAGUCGUAAAUAAGCGCCACUUUGAGAGGCUGCGCAAUCUCUUCAAAGACCCUCCCGUUGCAGCUUCCAUUGUACAUGGUGGUUCACUUGAUGAAGAAAACCUGUUCAUGGAGCCAACAAUCUUGCUAGAUCCUCCACUCAAUGCUGCAAUCAUGACCGAAGAAAUCUUUGGCCCACUGCUUCCAAUUAUCACUGUGAAAAAGAUUGAAGAAAGCAUAGAGUUCAUAAACUCAAGGCCGAAACCUCUAGCCAUCUAUGCCUUCACUAAAGAUGCAAACUUCAGGAGAAGGGUUUUGUCCGAGACAUCCUCAGGAACCGUGGUUUUCAAUGACAUCUUGAUUCAAUUUGUCUGUGAAGCUCUACCGUUUGGUGGUGUUGGUCAGAGUGGCUUUGGGAGGUACCAUGGAAAGUAUUCUUUCGAUACUUUCAGCCAUGAGAAAGCAGUUGUGCAAGCAAACUUCUUCAUUGAAUUUGGGUCUAGAUAUCCUCCAUGGAAUGACUUCAAAAACAAUAUCAUCAGAUCCGCCUACAAUCUCGAUGACCUCAAUUUAGUUUUGCUCCUGCUGGGACUGAAGAGGUAGAAUUAACACCGAGUCAUCUAAGUGAACUUCGCAUUAUAUUUUCGGCUUCUGUUAGUAAUAUGUUAUGUAUUUCUGAUCAUUUAUCUUUGUUUUCGGCAAUUUGUAAUUUGAUACUGAAACUAUUUGCUGAGAAGUAGCAGGUGACUG